Molecule: messenger RNA, 2081 nt
Organism: Paramecium pentaurelia
Lineage: Eukaryota; Ciliophora; Oligohymenophorea; Peniculida; Parameciidae
Source: the annotation of a GenBank genome assembly
AUGGACGAAAAAGCAAAUCAAGAAGGGUAAAGGUCAGAAUGAAAUUUAGGGUUGAGUAAUUAGUGAUAUUUGAAGAGAAAAUCACAACAGUAAAUGGAUAGGUGGCAAUUAAGAAGUAUCUAAGAGGGAAGUUUUUGGGAAAGGGAGGAUUUGCAAAGUGUUAUGAGGCCACAAACCUAGAAACAAAGAGAGUUCUUGCUGCUAAGAUUAUUGUUAAGAGUAGUUUAACAAAAAGUAGAACUCGUUAAAAAGUAAAUACUGUUAAUUGAUGUAGCUAAUUUCAGAAAUAAAAAUACAUAAGAGUUUGUAGAACACAAACAUUGUACAAUUUGAACAUGUGUUUGAGGAUCAUGAGAAUGUGUACAUUUUAUUAGAAUUGUGUUCAAAUUAAGUAAUUAUUGAAAUUUAAAUAUAGACAUUGAAUGAUUUACUAAAGAGAAGAAAGAGAUUGACUGAAAUUGAAGUAUAAUGCUAUGUGGGUUAAAUAGUAAAUGCAUUAAAAUAUCUUCAUGUAUAGAAGGUAAUCCAUAGAGAGUAAGAAAAUGUAAUAAUAAUCUAAGUCUUAAAUUGGGUAACUUAUUUUUGAAUAAAUCAAUGGAAUUAAAGUUGGGAGAUUUUGGAUUAGCCACAAAGUUAGAAUUUGAAGGAGAAAAGAAAAGGACAAUUUGUGGAACUCCAAAUUACAUAGCUCCUGAAGUUUUAGAUGGAAAAGUGGGUCAUUCCUUUGAAGUAGAUGUUUGGUCAUUGGGAGUCAUAAUGUAUGCUAUGUUGAUUGGCAAACCUCCCUUUGAAACUCCAGAUGUCAAAACUACUUAUAAAAAGAUUAGAUAGAAUUUAUAUUCUUUCCCAGAACAUGUACUGAUAUCAGAUCCAGCAAAAAGUCUAAUUUCUAGGAUUCUAAACUUAGAUCCAGCAUAAAGACCUACAUUAGAUGAGAUUAUGGCUCAUCCAUUUAUGAAUACAGGAGGGACAAUCCCUAAAACAUUGCCUUUAUCAACAUUAGCUUGUCCUCCGUCAGCAUCUUAUAAUAAAUAAUUUUAACCAUCUACCAGUAGUAGUAAUUUAAAGAUGUCUACAAAUACGUUACCAUAGAGAUUUAUUGAAACUACGCCCAACAAUCCAAAGAAUACCUAAACCAAUGGAUCUUCCGAUCGUUUCCCCUGUAACUUAUCAAUUAAAUGAUAUAAGUACAGAAGCCAAGUUAAAGUGGAAACAAUAUGGAUGAUAAUUUUGGUUCCAAUGGUCUAAACAAUGCAUAGAAUGUUGGUUAUGGUGGAACUCAAAGGCCAUAAUCUCAAAAGCCAAAUGAAUUUAGAAAUAGUUAGAGUUAGAAAACUCUUUCUUAACCUUUUGGUGGAACAGGAAUGUAAGGAGCAUAAUCUGUAAAUAAUAUGGAAGUGAAAUAAUAAUAAGCAAAGUAGGAAAUACAUGUUAAGAAAUGGGUUGAUUACUCAAGUAGAUAAGGUUUAGGUUAUUUGUUAAGUAAUGGUGUUACUGGAGUUUUCUUUAAUGAUUCAACUAAAAUUGUUCUUGACACAAAGACCUUAUAAUUUGAAUAUAUGGAAAGAAAAGGAUAGGAUAAACAAGAUAUAUGUGAAACCUAUAAUCUUAAUGAUUAUCCAUAACAAUUAAAUUAGAAAGUUACUUUUCUUCAGCAUUUCAGGAGUUAUUUAGAAGGAGAAUUUCAAACUGUUUAAAGUGAAGAGAAUGAAAAGAAAUAAUUAGUUUAUGUUAAAAAAUGGAUGAAAACUAGACAUGCUAUUAUGUUUAGAUUAUCGAAUAAGAUUGUUUAAGUAAUAAUUUUAAUAAUCAUAAAUAGGUUAAUUUUACAGAUAAGACAGAAAUCAUAUUAUCUUCAGAAUAUAAGAUGGUCACUUAUGUGAAUAAAACUGGUGAAAGAAGUCAUUAUCCUUUGGCAACUGCUCUUGAUAGUUAAAAUAAAGAAAUGUCUAAGAGACUUAAGGUAAUUUUAGAAUUUUAUUAUUAUUUUUUAGUACACAAAAGAAAUUUUAACUCAUAUGUUAAAUGGUGGAGAUUCUAAAACAAAUUAACUAACAAAUGCCAAUCUAUAAAAUCCUUGA